CCUUGGGGCCAGCCGCUCACACCGACCGCCGCCGCCAUGGAGGCCAUCAAGAAGAAGAUGCAGAUGCUCAAGCUGGACAAGGAGAACGCCCUGGACCGGGCGGAGCAGGCCGAGGCUGAGCAGAAACAAGCAGAGGAGCGCAGCAAGCAGCUGGAAGAUGAAUUGGCUGCCAUGCAGAAGAAACUGAAGGGGACAGAAGACGAGCUGGAUAAAUACUCAGAGGCUCUCAAAGACGCACAGGAAAAGCUCGAGCUGGCGGAGAAGAAGGCAGCCGACGCUGAGGCAGAAGUGGCAUCCCUGAACCGCCGCAUCCAGCUGGUAGAGGAGGAGUUGGACCGGGCCCAGGAGCGCCUCGCGACAGCCUUGCAGAAGCUGGAGGAAGCCGAGAAGGCUGCGGACGAGAGUGAGAGGGGCAUGAAGGUCAUCGAGAACCGAGCUCUGAAAGAUGAGGAGAAGAUGGAGCUGCAAGAGAUCCAACUCAAGGAGGCCAAGCACAUUGCUGAAGAGGCCGACAGGAAGUACGAAGAGGUUGCCCGGAAGCUGGUCAUCAUCGAAGGGGAUCUGGAGCGUACCGAGGAGAGGGCCGAGCUGGCGGAGUCUAAAUGCUCAGAGCUGGAAGAGGAGUUGAAGAAUGUCACCAACAAUCUCAAGUCCCUUGAGGCCCAGGCUGAGAAGUACUCUCAAAAAGAGGACAAGUAUGAAGAGGAGAUCAAGAUCUUGACCGACAAACUCAAGGAGGCUGAGACCCGUGCCGAGUUUGCCGAGAGAUCAGUAGCCAAACUGGAGAAGACCAUUGAUGAUUUGGAAGAUAAGCUGAAGUGCACCAAAGAGGAGCAUCUUUGCACGCAACGGAUGCUGGACCAGACCCUGCUGGACCUGAACGACAUGUAGGAGGCCCUCCCGACGGCCCGACGGCCCCACUGCCUUGUAGCCAUUUGAGGAGCAUCUUUCUGCUGGGGCCUGCUCUGUCUUUAGAAAAGAAAAGGAAAGGGGGAAAAAAGAAAAGUUGACCUCUAACCCUGGAAAGGGGGAGAAAGGUCAACGGUUAACAUUCCAACUUUUGUUGCCAACUUAACCAAAAGUCUCUGCCAAUCCUCCUCUCUCUCCUCUUCACCCCACCCCAGGAUUACAGGCCAUCACCAGCAGCACCGUUAAGGGAGAAAACCUGCACAUAUGCUACACAAUACUAUUUUGGGGAGGGUGCGUGCAUCCAGGGUGUACACUUCUUUGUAGUAAUUGUGGGGUGGCGUAUGGUCUUGGUGGUGGCUGUUUUUCUUCCUUCUGAUAAUGGUUCUUCUGAACAUCACGUAUAAUGCCAAGACUCACAAGCUAUAAGCGUUUAAGGUUUGCCAUUUAACCCUGCUCUCCUCCGGUCUCGUGCGCACUCUUUGGUACGCCGCCUUUUCGGGAGCGGGGGGGGGGGGAUGGCGCGACUUCUUCUGUGCACCCCCCACCCCGCCCCCGUGGUAUGGUCAUAAAUGUCCUAGCCUGGGCCUACCGAACAAAAAAUCCCCACGGAAUCUGCAAGGGGUGGGGAACUCACAAAUGCACAAAAUCAACUUUUGGGGUCUCAAUCUGCCUUCCAGCAGGGGGAUAGGUUUUCCUUGCUUUGCCAAAAAGAAAAAGGUGCCGUCUUCGCUCACUCUCUUUCGUGGUUUUUAUAGCGAUUUCUGGUUUGGAGAAACGACUAUCAAAAUAUAUCAGGUUUUAAAAGUGAUCUAUUUCCCCAACGUUUUUCCUUGAGCCACCUAGGCUUUCUCUGUCUUCCUCUCCCCGCCCACUUGAGUUUCCACACCUGGCUACUAAGAAUUGGCGGCUACCCAGUCUGUCCCACUGUAACCAUGAAAUCUCUCCCCAGCUGGGCUUAGCUUGCUCUGUGCUUGGUAAAGCUUUUCGUAGCUUUUAUGUGUGGGCGCUUGUGAGGAGAGGGGGGGCUUUUGUUACUGGCCUGUUCUGGAUGCGAGGGGUCUUGCCUCUCUGGUCCUAGCCAAGAUCCUAUUGUACUGUCUUAAACAAACUGGAUCCCAGCCACCGUGACGCUUUCUGCUAUUCUGAGACCUGAGCUGCCAAGGUGUGUGCUUUUCCCAGCUCCCUACCCCACCCUACCCUGCCUCUGUGUAAAGCCUGCUGGGCCUUGAAGGAGGAAGUGUAUAUGCCGCCGUGGCUUUUAGGGGCCGGCGUGGAGAAAUGAGGAAAUCAUAUCAAGUGUUUUGAUACUAAAAAAAAAAAAAAAUCCUUUUGUCUUUUAUUGUCUUUUUUUUAAAUAAUAAACAGAUGCAUUCCCUCC
This is a messenger RNA of Elgaria multicarinata webbii, 2287 nucleotides long. RefSeq names its product tropomyosin 3 (gene TPM3). Gene Ontology annotation, molecular function: actin filament binding. The transcript has 9 exons. Gene Ontology annotation, cellular component: actin filament. Lineage: Eukaryota; Metazoa; Chordata; Lepidosauria; Squamata; Anguidae. The record is from RefSeq and is a predicted model, not a curated record. The coding region runs from base 37 to 891 and encodes 284 amino acids. Gene Ontology annotation, biological process: actin filament organization; muscle contraction.